Messenger RNA from Oikopleura dioica, 3192 nucleotides. NCBI's taxonomy places the organism in Eukaryota, Metazoa, Chordata, Appendicularia, Copelata, Oikopleuridae. The record is from the annotation of a GenBank genome assembly.
AUGUAUCUCUACUACCUUAUCGGCUGGAAAAUUGAUGCCACUGAUGAAAUGGAAAUCUCCGGCGCAUAUGAAAAGCUAGAAAAAGAUAAGUGUUUCAUUCUUGCGCUCGAUGGUGACGUGGACUUUGACCCUCCUGCUCUUGAAAUAGUCCUGAAUCGACUGAAAAGAAACGAUCACGUGGCAGCUUGCUGUAGUCAAAUCCAUCCGAUGGGUUCUAGCUGGCUAGUAAUGUAUCAAAGAUUUGAAUAUGCAGUUGGACAUUGGCUACAAAAGACGACUGAGCACGUUCUAGGCUGUGUACUGUGUUCGCCUGGUUGUUUUUCGUUGGUUAGAAUCAGUCAUCUGGCGAGGCCGAACGUGAUGGCAAUGUACAAGUCUUUGGCAAGUACACCACUGGAAAAGUUGCAGUUUGACCAAGGCGAGGAUCGAUGGCUAUGCACGCUUAUGCUUACAUCUGGUGGUAGAAUUGAGUUCGAAGCAUCGGCGCAUUGCAACACAUUUGCUCCUGAAGAUUUACCAACGUUUUACAAACAGAGGCGGCGAUGGGGUCCUUCAACCACGGCAAAUGUCUGGCAGCUAAUCUUGAAUCAAUUUGACGCUCGCAAAAAUAAUCCAUAUAUCUCGCUUCCAUAUGUGCUCUACCAUCUCUUUAUGCUGAUGUUUUCUAUAAUUGGCGUUUCCACAACAAUGAUGAUGGUGGCUGAAGCGUUUUAUAUUGCGUUAGGAUACAACUUGGACAAGGGUUUCUGCUAUCUCAUCGUUAUGGCGCCGGUAGUAAUUUUCUGCAUCGCUUGCUACUUGAGUGGCAAUGGAGACUUACAGAUCAAGCUUGCAAGCUGGCUCUCCCUGAUGUUCAGUUUCCUUAUGUUGAUUGUUUUGAUUGGAAUCAUCAUGGAAGGCGUCAAUUGUCCUUUUAGCCCUUCGUUUUUAUUCUUUGUUGGCUUAGCAGCUGUACAUAUUGUCGCUGGAUUGCUUCAUUUUGAUGUGAAAUCUCUCUUCUGUGGGGUAGUUUACUUUCUCUUUAUUCCCUCUUGCUUUAUCUUCCUUCAAAUUUACUCUAUUGCCAACCUGAACGAUUUCUCCUGGGGAACACGCCAGGCGCCAUCAAAGGCAGCAGCUAGUGACAAUAGGAGUUUCUUUCAAAAAAUAAUGGGCGCUGAAAUCAAGGAAGAGGACCCAGUCGACCCGGUUCAAAAAGACGGAUAUGGCUGUCAUUGUAAUCUGUGUCCGACAAUUGUUCCAGCAAAAAAUACUAAAUUCUACGCGCAUAGUGAUGACAAUAAACCAAAGGUAGUUACAAGUGAGUUUCAGUCACAAGUUUGUGACAACGACUUUAUACCCGAUGCACCGGAUCGCAUUUCCAUCGAAGAAAUUCCACCUGACACUCAAGAACUUGCGUACAUGAUCGAAGAUGAGUUUGAUGAACAAUUCUUACAAGAAAAUAUUAUGAAGGAGUCUUAUUACGGCGGAGAAACUGUGCACGAGCUUAAGAAAAGUGAGUUCACUCAAUGGACGAAACUGAUGACAAACUGCGAGAACAACACAAGUCAAAGAUUGAAAAUGAAUCCUGAGCAGCCUUCGGAUCCAAAGAUGAGUUUUUCUUACGGCUGGUUGUACAACAGAGAGAUUGAAUCUUUCAAACGCGAAGGCAAAUUCGUAAAUGAAUCGGAGAGGAUGAAGCUUGAGAAAGCAAAACGAAUAAAGACGGAAAAAGAUUAUUUGGGAUGGGUCGUUUCUAACAAAUCGCCAAUUAAUGAUAACUGCACAGUACACGUUCUUUCAAACCCGGAAUAUAUCUUCUGGAGGGAUAUGGUUGACCCCACAGAUGGAUACAUCGGACUUAAAUCAAAUGGAGAAAAAUAUGAAGAACUCGUGGAGAAUGAGAAACAACUUGUCAAGGAUGUCAAUGAGUUUCGAGCUGAAAAAUAUGGUCUUUAUCUUUUCAUCAAUACUGUCUGGGUCGUUAUCUCAACAAUUGUUCUGAAAUACUCCGCUGAGCUUCUACAGAUUCCGAUUAAAGUCCCGAAUAUUGCCAAGUGCGAUAAUGAAGUAGAGUCAGAAGGUUCAUUUGGUAUUCUCUUCGAUGGAAAUUUUUCAAGAGAUUACAUCGAAAAUUAUAAUGGAGGUAAGGAUGACGACUGGGCUGAGAUAAAGUUACAACCUCUUUCUCUCUUCUUUUUGGCAUUUUACGUCAUUCUUAUUAUUGCGCAGUUUAUCUGCAUGCUCUGGCAUCGUGUGUCAACGUACUAUCAUUUCGUAGCAGAUGUUGAUAUAAGUAUGCAACGAAGAGAAAUUGAACGAAAAAAACGGGCAGCAUUGGAGGCCAGUUUAACAGCAGAAGGAGAAAAAAUUGAAGACAUAGACAAGACGGUAUCAGAGAGAAAGCUGGAGGAAAUCAACAGGGCGUUCUUAGACGACGAAGGUCCAGGGCCUGAUUCUGAUCCAGGAGCGGGCGGGAAUAUGCACGCUAAACAAAGACGAAAGUCAACCAUUAGGUUUGAAAAUGUGUCGUCAGACGAUGACGACGAUGAUAACGACGAGGGUGAUCGGGUGGAGAUCAUCCAACCAACAGAAGACGACAUCCGAAAAAUGAUCGAGCGACGGCAAGAACGCCGUAAAUCUAGCAUCUUCCACGGGGAAGGCAGUAUUCUUUUCGCCGCGUCAAAAGAACAAUCAAGGUUUCAGCAAAGCAGACUCAACAGCCCAAUGCUCCAGAAAAUUAGACAGAAAUCAAGCGCUAACAUAUACGGUAAGAGUCCACUUUCCGUCCAGACAUCUUAUGGAGACGACGACGUAUUCUCCGAAGCAGGCGACUUUAUCAAUAAAGAACACUCUCCUAUUGAACCAGCUGCUCGUCCUUCGAGUGAAAACUCGUCGACUGUCAGCAACGGCCAGGAGAAGAAAUUUCUCAAGAACUACAUGAGAAUUUCAUACACAACGACGAACAAGAUCGAUUUGACAGAUAUAACUGAGUCAGAUGCAGACGAUAGUUCUUAUGGCUCUCAACAUUCCGGAGAGGCAAGCAACGGGUCAGAAACAAAUACUCCUCGUGGUGUCGGUUUCGCUUUUCCUCAAGCAACUAUACCUGAGCCUCAACAAAUUCCACAAACUCAGCCUCCUCUCUUGUAUGCCAAAAACCCAAGAAUACAGCAGCUAAGAAGUAGAAGUCCUUUCCCAAGUGUGGACUGCUAA